CCGGGCCGAGCCGAGCCGGGCCGAGCCGAGCCGAGCCGAGCCGAGCCGAGCCGGGCAUGGCGCCGCUGGUGCUGUACCACUGGACGCAGUCCUUCUCCUCGCAGAAGGUGCGGUUGGCAAUCGCCGAGAAGGCGCUGAAGUGCGAGGAGCACGAUGUGAACCUGCCGCUGAGCGAGCACAACGAGCCGUGGUUCAUGCGCUUGAGCUCCUCUGGAGAAGUACCCGUCCUGAUCCAUGGGGAAAACAUCAUUUGUGAGGCAACGCAGAUUAUUGAUUACCUUGAAGCGACGUUUGUAGAUGAGGAAGUACCAAGAUUAAUGCCGGAGGAGGGGAGCAUGUAUUAUCCAAGGGUGCAACACUACAGAGAGCUUUUAGACUCCUUGCCUAUGGAUGCCUACACACAUGGCUGCAUCCUGCACCCCGAGUUAACAGUGGACUCCAUGAUUCCAGCCUAUGCUACCAGCAGAAUCCGCAGCCAAAUAAGUAACACAGAAUCUGAACUGAAGAAGCUUGCAGAAGAAAAUCCAGACCUUCAAGAUGCCUAUAUAGCAAAACAGAAGCGCCUUAAGUCUAAACUGCUGGAUCAUGAUAAUAUAAAAUAUCUAAAGAAAAUAUUGGAUGAACUGGAAAAAGUUUUGGAUCAGGUUGAGACUGAAUUGCAGCGGCGAAAUGAGGAAACACCAGAAGAUGGAAAUCAGCCUUGGCUCUGUGGUGAUUUCUUCAGUCUGGCAGAUGUGUCACUUGCUGUCACAUUACAUCGCCUGAAGUUCCUGGGAUUAGCAAGAAGAAACUGGGGAAAUGGAAAGCGGCCCAACUUGGAAGCUUAUUAUGAGCGUGUUGUGAAGAGAAAAGCAUUUUACAAAGUUUUGGGACAUGUCAACAAUAUAUUAAUCUCGGCUGUCCUGCCAACAGCAUUCCGUGUGGCCAAGAAAAGGGCUCCCAGGGUUCUUGGCACCACCCUGCUGGUCAGCAUGCUGGCAGGGGUGGGCUAUCUUGCUUUCCUGUGUCUUCGGAAGAGAUUUGCCAACAUGGUGCUAUCGAUUAGAACCAGGCAAAACUAUUUUUAGACCUUGUCUAUCCCUGGUGGUGAGUGAAGGGCAUCUCUACCCCCCAGGAAAAUAUCUCCAAUAAAAUAUAAACGUUGAAGAAUGAUUAUGUCUGUGAAUUAGAACAUUUUCACAGAGUAAUCGUCUCCUGCUGCUGUAGAGUUGGGUUGGCAAUGCUGAGAUAUUUUUCAAAAAUAUGUAUUGGGGGGAUGACGAAGGAAGAUCCUUUCUUUUCAGCCAAGGGCCUAUAACUGUGAUAGUGCUUUGUUAAAACAUGAUUAUUGUCUCCUUUACUCAGUAGCUGACCUAACUAAAAUGCUUUUAUUUAUUAGAUAUGCAGCAAUGUGGCAGCUUUUCACUGUAGAUUAAAUUAAUUAUUGUGCAGAAACCAGCAUUGUUAAAACAUGGAAAAUAGCUCUUACAUUAAAUGCUCAGAGUAAGAUUUAUUUGGAACAUUGUGCCUGUUGUGUACAGGAGCGAGUUUCUCUGUACUGAUCAUUGUCUGUUGAUUUGCAGUUGGACCUUUAAAAAUGUGUUAAAAAGUAGUCUUGUGAAGCCACUUCUGUCAGUGUAUGCUCAUGCAGCAGUACAGGAACAAGACCUGAAACAGGUAAGAACACUUGUGUACCACACAAGUGAAAUUCUCCAGAGGCAUCCACUGGACAACAGAUAACAGAAUUUUGCUGAAAUACAAAUGGGGGCGAAACACCGGACACUUGUCUUUCGACAGCCACAAACUCUGGAGGAAUCAAAUCAAACUAUCUUCGUGCACAUUUGCUGCUUUCUUUGGGGUGGCUUGAUACAGUUGCCUCCCUAUGAGUGUCCCGUGUACCCUAUGGUGUUUCACUCUCAGUGCUGGCUAGUUUUUGCACACUUGGCACAUGUCUCUGUAAAAUGCUUGCUCACAACGUGCCACAGCUGACUAGGAAACACAUGCAGAUCAAUGCCUUUUAGUAUAAGUAAUUAAAAAGAGGUCACUAUCUAUCAGUCUGGUUAGGUAGCCUAGAUUGAAGGUAAAGCUGAAAUUUAGCAAUCAUUCAGCUGAUGAUGCCUGUGUUUACUUAUGGAUAAGGGAUAGUGUUGAUGGUAAGUGAAAAAUACAGUAAGUUUGGAGAUGGUUUGUGCUGCUGAUUUUUUGCAAAACUUCACUCUUGUAGCAUGGAGGACAGGUGUAGAAAAACAUUUUGAUUACUUCCUACAAUUCAACAGAUGCUGUGAGUUUUAUUAGUUUUAGCUAAUUAAUAAUUAGCUCCUGUUUCAACAAGAAAUGUACAUUUACCUGAAAGUAGACUUUAAAUCAUUUUGCAGCAAAAAAAAGCAUUUGGGAAGGGCUGAGAAUUCUCAUGGGAGUUUAGUAAGAAUUUUGUAUGCUUGAUGAAUCUUUGAAAGCCUCAGAGUUUUGUUUACAAGUUGCACAUAGCCGCAACAAACAAAACAUAGCUUUAAUUGUUUGCCUAUCCACAAUCAGCGCUAACAGGCCUAAGUACAUUUUAGAUCUAGUGCUGGUGGAUGUGGUCUCUCUGUGCAAUUGCAUUUAGGUGCCAAGGUCAUCUCAAGUUUGGAGGAGAGAACUGAGGCAGUUUCUGUUUGGACAGUCUCAUCAUCUAACACAUAUCAAUAUGGAUAAAAUUAUUUAAUAAGCCUGCUCAUUAUUUAAUAUUGUGCUAGUUGUGUAGCAAAAGUAGACCUAAAUCUCUUUACUCAUUUUCAGUAAUUAGAAACAUCUUGCAUAGGAAACAAUGCACAUUUUUAUUUGUCAAAAAAACAGUUUUAUAUAAUUCUAUUUCAUGAUCCAGUGGGUCUCAAGAACUUGUUGACUUAAAUAUGCUCUAUUUAGAAAGCCUUUAUUAUCUCUAGAGUGGGUUUAAUCCAACAAUACUAUUAAUGUACUGGCAGCUUCAACUGAGUUUGUUGUUUGUGUUGGAGUUCGUCUGCAUUUACUUGUAGCUAUCAAAUUCCACUAAGUUAAUAAACAUAGGGUAAGACCUUUAACUUAAUGCUUCCAAGGCAUGUAUUUCUGUCAGACCACCUGUGAAGUGUAAUUUGAUCAAGUCAGAGUAAAAUUGAAUAUAUAGGACUUAACCUUCUUUGGAGUGAAGUGACCACCAGAUGUCAGUGGUCCUCCAGGACACUGCUCUGGCGUGCCUCUGAGGCAGGAAAACAGUACUUUUCAGAGAAAAAGUUUGUGAUCUCAGCAUAAGAGGGUUGUGAGCACUCUCAUCACACCACCAGUCUCUCCAGAGCUCUGGAAAUAACUCCAUGGUUCUACCACAGGUUUGUUCUCUGACACCUGCUACUUAUGCUUGUGUGGUUUCUAUACUGCGUAAAUGAGAGGCCAAAGUUGAAAUAAUACUUCACAUGAAAACGAAUGUUACUGAACAAAAAUUAAACUUGCCAUCUGCAAGGAUGAGCGUGGAUAAAAUUUUACUGUGGAAAAGUUUGGAUCACUGGUUUGAUUCAUGUCUGUUAGUUCAACUAUUCAGUAUCCUACUUAUUUUCACUGCCCUGAAGUACCUCUGUACAUUGAUUUCUGUACAGGUGGCAGCAAAAGGCUAAUCCAUGCUUAAAUUCCCCAAAAUAGGAUGAGAUUUAGAAGAACAUAUGCUGCAUUUGGCUCUUUGUGCAGGACAGCAUUGUGCUUGUAAAGUUUCUUUUCAGCCUGGCUUAUUUUCUUUCUGGUAGCUCUGUAUACUAUCUCGAUUGGGUGGAAAAGCAAACUUCUAGCUUUCAUUUACUAUUUGCUCUCAUAUCAUGCAUCAGAUAUAUUUCAUAUCUUUAUGUGGGGCCCACACAAUAAACAUAAAUUCUAAGACCA
Messenger RNA from Hirundo rustica (Barn swallow), 3861 nucleotides. It is a transcript of the gene GDAP1, whose product is annotated as ganglioside induced differentiation associated protein 1. The transcript has 6 exons. Gene Ontology annotation, cellular component: mitochondrial outer membrane. Bases 57 to 1067 code for a protein of 336 amino acids. The record is from RefSeq and is a predicted model, not a curated record. NCBI's taxonomy places the organism in Eukaryota, Metazoa, Chordata, Aves, Passeriformes, Hirundinidae. Gene Ontology annotation, biological process: mitochondrial fusion; mitochondrial fission.